Molecule: messenger RNA, 16040 nt
Organism: Podarcis lilfordi (Lilford's wall lizard)
Lineage: Eukaryota; Metazoa; Chordata; Lepidosauria; Squamata; Lacertidae
Source: the annotation of a GenBank genome assembly
GCCCGCGCCGGCAUCUCCCGCUUCCGCCGCUCAGCCUGAGGUAGCGCGUGAGGAGACGGUUGGCGCCGCGCGGCCCACCGCGUUUGUUGGUGGCGGUUGCUGCGGGUUGGCGCGCGGGGGUGCAGGCAGGUGCUUUCCUUUCCUUUCCUGUUUCUUAAGCGCGGGAAGCCGCGUUUCUUCGUAUCCCUCCCCGCUUCAGCAUUCGGCCGGGCGCUCCUUCCUCCCUCCCUCCCCACCCGCCUCAGGGCGGCGAUUGGUAGCGAAGGGAAAGCUGUUGAUAACGGACCCCCCCACACACACGCUUGGGCUUUUCUCUCUCUUUUUAAACAGUAGUAAUAAUAACAAGUGAAUCCACAGACGGCUUAGCCGCGUUUAGUCUGUCGCUGCGAGAGCAGCUCCAAGUGUCUUAAGAGGCUACAAAUGGGUUGAAGCUGUCGUAAAAAUAAACAUAAAAGGCCAGAGGCCGCAGCUUCAGGUAAAAGAGGAGGCGGACUUGGCUGAAGCUUCUUCCGCAGCGAAUUAUGUCCGUCUUCAGUAAGCCUCCUCAAGGCUCUUAAUUUCACAAACUGAACACACUUCCUUAAGCUUCUUGCCAGUUUAGGACAUCCGCCCAUCGUAUGGCUUAUUUGAGGUGACAGAUUGUUUGCCUCGUGCCUUAAACGUGUGCUAUCCUUUGUUCAUAACCACCGAUUUGACAUUAAAGCAUACUGAUUUUAGAAAUAUACUGGUGGCUUUUUUUUGUUUUCUUGUUAUCCUCCAUGUUGGUUCAUUUACAACAUAAUAGGAAAAUAGGUUGGAAACAAUAUGUUACAUUCCUAGUCUUGUAAAUUUGUCUGCGGUUAUAGUUCUAACAAACAAAGAUUUCUAUGCAUACUUUUAAAAUAAUAUUAAAUCUUCUAUUUUAUCCACAGUACUGGAAGCAGAAGUUGUACAAUAUAUUGAUUCCAACAUUUGUAGCAUCUUCAGGGAAAAAAGGAAAGUGAGAUAGUUAGAAAGCUCAUGUCAUCAGGAAUGCUACCAGAAAACCUUGAGGCAUCCAAGCUUACUGAUGUAAAAGGAGAUGGGAAGUGCAGCCUUGAUCAAAUGGGAAAUGAAUUACUGGAAAAGAUGGAGAAUAUUGAAGCUAUGUCAAAGAGGCAAAGAAAGAAGCUAAUGAAACAGAAACAGUGGGAAGAACAAAGAAACUUGCGCAAGUAUGGGUUAUUUUUUUGCUACAAGUGUGGGUUAAUAACUGAGCAGGUUCGGGUUAUAUUCUUCUCUCUAUCCCCAAUUUGUAUAAAAGAAAAGAUCAGAAGUGGACUUCUUUCUCCCAUGCCCUUUCUUUUAUUCCCAUUACUGUGGGGAGAAGUGAAAAAACGUGUUAGGGAAAACUAACAUUUAUUUAAAUGCAGGAUUGCAUGAUAAAAACCUGCUUAGAAACUACUGCAAAAUCUAUGUUUGUUUUACAUUACACUAGGCAGUUGAUAUAAUCACCUGAUUAGAAUAAAUGAGACACAGGAAUCUAAUACAUUUCACAUAUGAUUUAAUGUGUGUAUCAUGUUUUAGUUUUCAUGCCUUCCAUUAUUCAGAUAUGGAAGAAGGAAAUUGUGCAUUUAUUCUUCUUGACCUUGGCAUUUCUAUCCCACAACAUGGCUAACAGUUGCAAUGGAGUUCUUGAGCUUUAACCAACACUCUCUUCAAAUCCCUCUUCCAUUUUUUCUGUGCUGCAGUUUGUGUGAAGCUUUUGUUUUGUCCCAGUCAAGACACUGGAAGGCAGAAUAGGUUCAGUUGUACUUCUGCGUUGAUUAACUGUUUCUCCUUGAGCAGCAGCUUUCUCUAAAAAUCAUUUUUUAUAGACAGUUGCUUAUGAAAGACUAAGAGUAAAGCUAUUAUUUGUCUUGCAAAAGGAUAACAGCAAAUCUUUCCCCUGGGAUGAAGGUGAUGAAAUGGAUGAACAUUUAAAGAAAGGGUGUGUAUGUAGAACUAGGCAUUGCGAGUGCAGGGGCACAAGACAGCAAGUCAGAGAGGCCAGAGCACUGCAGGUCAAAACACAAAACACUUGAAGAGAAAGACUGUAUAAAAGUGUUUGUACUCUAGUGCUAAAAGCCAUUUGAGACAAGAUGGGUGAGCUAGAGUGCUUAACUCUUCUACUACCAUCUCUUUAUGUUGCAUAUGUGUGCAGAAUCAUUGUAUAAUUAAUACCAUGGCACUUGGGUGUUAAUUGCUAUCUUUCAGACAGAAACGUAAAGAAAAACGCCUGAAGAGAAAACAAGAGCGCCAGUCUCAGUUGGAAUCUAGCAACGACGGAAGUUUCAGGAAACGUUUGCGUAGAGAUGUUGUUCCUAGUACCCUUCGCCUUAUUAUAGAUUGCAGUUUUGACAAUUUAAUGGAGUUAAAGGUAAAUGAAAGUUAUACUUUUCAGAAGCAAGUUACUUAGGGUGCUUUUGUUUGGUUAUUAGGGUAUGCCUAUAAUAGUGUAGGUCAGAGCUUUCCAAACUGUGUGUUGCCACAUGUUAGUGUGUUGGGUGUCGCGUGUAGGUGUGUCGCGUGUACACUCUUAGCACUCCUCCCAGGGCUAGAAAGGGGUUACCGUAUUUUUUGCUCUAUAAGACUCACUUUUUCCCUCCUAAAAAGUAAGGGGAAAUGUGUGUGCGUCUUAUGGAGCGAAUACAGGCUGUGCAGCUAUUGCAGAAGCCAGAACAGCAAAAGGGAUUGCUGCUUUCACUGCGCAGCGAUCCCUCUUGCUGUUCUGGCUUCUGAGAUUCAGAUUUUUCCCCCCCUUGUUUUCCUCCUCCAAAAACUAGGUGCGUCUUGUGGUCUGGUGCGUCUUAUAGAGCAAAAAAUACGGUAGUUUAAUCUCUGGUUUCCUAGUAAAACUGAAUUACUGUCUCACGAAAUGAUGCAUGUCUAAAAGGUGUGUCACCAACAUGAAAAGUUUGGAAAGCUUUGGUGUAGGGCUGUAGGUCCAUACAGAUAUGUUAGUAAAAUAAGGCUAUUGAGAUUGAAACUAAUGUAUAAUGUUUCUGUUUUACAACAGUGGGUAGUAUGUAACCCUGGUAUUUAGUGAGUACCACUGGUGUCCAAUAGGCUUGGAGACAUUUGCAUCUCACUUUCCUAAAUACUAUUUUAGUUGACUAAUUCCAAGAAUAAAAAUGUUUGUUCUACUGUACUUAAUAAUGAAUGGCAGUUGAAAGCACAUGGUGAAGAAAUUCCUUCUAAUUCUAUUAGGAGUUGUGCAUCACUGUUAAUUAUUACAGUGGUUAGACUAGGAUUACUGUCCUGUACACACUUAAUUAUAAGAAAGUUCCACUGAUUUCAGAGGGGCUUGUUCUCAAAUAAGCACCCAUAGAAUUGCAGCUUAGAUAUUUCCUUUUCAGUUUUAACUUGUUUGUAAAUUAGUAUUAAUUUUUAUUUUCAACAUGAUGAAUUUUAAGUAAAGUACAAUAGUGAAUAUGUGAGAUCUUAGAAAAAUUAUUUAAUUGCAAUGUUAUUUUUUAUAGUGACUUAAUAUUUCUUUUCCAAAAAUGUUCUAUUCAGAAAUAACUUUUUGUCAGUUAAAAGUUUCCUUUCUCUCUCUUUAGCGUCUCUGAAUCUCUUGGUUAAAGCAUUUUGUGGUGCUUUCUCUGAAGGAAAAUAUAAAAACAAAUUGUGUUGUAUACAGGAUGUCAAGAAACUUCACAAGCAAAUUCAGAGAUGUUAUGCAGAAAAUCGCAAAGCACUCCAUCCUGUACAGGUAUGUUGUUGUAAACUAUUUUCUGAUUUUUGUGUUCGGACCGGUUAGUUAUAUACAUGAAAUGUGAAAGGCCACUCCUUCCAAAAAUGAAAAUAUAUUCUUUAAUAACAUAGACAUAAUUUGAUAGUAUUUUUGUCAGACUUCCAUUUCAAUAUAUUAUUAAGAAGACAGUGCAAAUAUCUGUGUAUGCCUAAAAACAGGUAUAAUCUUGUCAUGCAGUUAAUAUUUUAGAGUACUUGUGUGUUUUGUUUUGCUGUGGAACAUUUUGGGCAAAAUCCUGUUUUGUUAAAUCCUGUUUUGAGUUUUACUCAAACUAAUAAAGCUAAAAUAAUCAAAAUUCAUUUGAACACCUUCAAAAAUAAUAUAUGUUUGUAUUGUUAGGGACGGAGGAGUACCUAAUUAGAAGUUAGAUAUUAGCAGUCAACAUUAUACACUUCUUUUGCCUUUUUGUCUUCCAAAGUUUUACUUGACUAGCCAUGGAGGCCAGCUGAAGGACAACAUGAAUGAAACUGACAAAGGAUGGGUAAACUGGAAGGUACUAGCAAUUUCAGAUUUGCUUACCUUUUGUUGUGAACACUUUUUCACCUUGUUUGUGUGUUUACAUGAAUGCCCCAACCACUCUGAGAGGCUUCCAACAGAAUAUAAAAAACACAGCAAAACAUCAGACAUUAAAAACUUGCAGAUACAGGGCUGCCUUCAUAUGUCUUCAGAAAGUUGUAUAAUUGUUUAUCUCUUUGGCAUCUGAUGGGAGGGCCUUCUACAGGGCAGGUGCCACUACUGAGAAGGCCCUCUGCCUGGUUCCCGGUAACAUCACUUCUUGCAGUGAGGGAACUGCCAGAAGGCCCAUGGAACUGAACCUUAGUGCCUGGGCUAAAUGAUGUGAGUGCAAAUGCUCCUUCAGUUAUACAGCGCCGAGGCUGUUUAGGGUUUUAAAGGUCAAUACCAACACUUUGAAUUGUGUUUGGAACCAUACUGAGAGCCAGUGUAGAUCUUUUAGGAACGUUGUUAUAUGGUUCUAGCCAUAUGCUCCCAGUCACCAGUCUGGCAGCUGCAACCACAUCACUACUAGCUUUUAGGAAACACAUGAGGUGGGAAUUCUCAACCACAUCAUUUCUAGCUUAUUAGAUUGGGUCGUGAACUCUUUUAAUUCCUCCUUUUUUGUCUGAUGAUUUUCUGUCCAGUCAGUUAUGAAAUGGUAGUUUGAGUGAGAAGGCUGCUUUGUUUAUAUCUGGGUUUCUGAAUUAUAAGUGAAGAUUGAUAAAUUUGAAGAAAAGAACAGUAUUGCAGUUCCUAAGUGAAUGAGCAUAUGUACAAAAGGACCUUGUUGCAGCUUUUUCAAUUGCUGUUUUAAAAAAAUUCUGCUGUUUUGAAGCCAGCCAUGAAUCAAGUUUUUCUGCUCUGUAUCCAGGCUGAUUGGGACAUGUUUCUUGACAAGAAAGUAGUUUGAUUCAGAGGAUCUGCUCAAGAUGUAAUGUUGGGCAGGUUCUCUUGAGACAGACUGAUUGACUUCCUUCUGCCUUGGAGGUGGAAGUAAAAAUCUCAUCUAGUCUUCCAAGUAGAGCCAGUGACAUUGUUAAAAUCACACCCACCACAUUAUAGCACAUGUAGAAAAAACAGUCUCGAAUGUAGCUGCUUUUUGUAACUGUGUCUACCACUUUGACUGGUUCUCUGAGAAAGUCCUUGAAUAUUUAGACAAUUUAUUUAAUACAUUUGUGUGUAUUUGUAUCUUGAAGGAUAUCCACAUUAAAUCAGAACAUUAUAGUGAACUGAUGAAGAAAGAAGACCUUGUGUACCUUACAUCGGACUCUCCUGAAGUCCUGAGUGAACUAGAUGAGUCCAAAGCCUAUGUCAUUGGAGGCCUUGUGGAUCACAAUCAUCACAAGGUAGAGAACUAAUGUGUGGAAUCCUGUGUAUCUUUACUUGGAAAGAAGUCCCGUUGAACUCCGUUAAUGUGCGUAGAAUGCUAUGGAACAUGAUUAUUUUAAGCUGCUGUUUUGUGUUAUAAUGUGAAAGGCAGGCUGCUGCUUUUCUGGGCACCUGGCAACAUCUACUAAAGUAGUGGAUUUUUCAUUCUUGAGUUACUUCCUCAUUGAAUGCUUUGAAACUGAGCAGCAAACAUUCUGUUAAAAGCCCCCCCCCUUUUUUUUGGCUUUGCUCUUUUAGAAUUGGUGGUUGCUUCUGCACAUUUUUGCCUCCUUCAGUAGCCAGUCACAUCAGACUGAGCAUUUGGAAUGCAAAUUCUUUGUGUCAGCAAUUUAUAUUUGGAAAGACAGAGAGGUCAAACUAAAGGCAAAUAAACUAAGAAAGACAGACUAUCUACUGCCCCACAGUUGUGGGAAGGAUGGGAAGAGAAGACAUUAAUAAAUCAUCAUACUUCACUUGCCAGAGAAAUCUUUCUGUGCAUGAGGGAUGUACUGGAAAAGCAGAGGGGUUAAAAAGCUACACUGUUCUCUGAUGAAGUAUGAUGUGAGGCGCUUACAGUGCAUUUAAUCACCCUGCACCAGGACUCAUAAAACAAAUUUGAAGGAAUACUGAGUUUUCAGGUUGGCUUCAGAUUACGGUAGUCACGUAAUCUGGGGAACCGGGUUCGCGUCUCCGCUCCUCCACAUGCAGCUGCUGGGUGACGUUGGGCCAGUCACACUUCUCUGAAGUCUCUCAGCCCCGCUCACCUCACAGAGUGUUUGUUGUGGGGGAGGAAGGGAAAGGAGAAUGUUAGCCGCUUUGGGACUCCUUAAAGGGAGUGAAAGGCGGGAUAUCAAAUCCAAAACUCUUCUUCUUCUUCUUCUUCCCCCCUCCAUCAUUCUGUACAUGAAAUUUACAAUUUGGCAUUUGCAGCCUAUGCUGCAGUAUGAUCCCUAAAACAGCUACAGCAAAUGCCCACAUCAGCAGUGUUUCUGUGGUUGCUGCUGAUAUUAACAGAUCAUUCUCUGUGAUGGUUAUUUUAAUCAUAUUUAAUGUAGUAAUGGUAGUAACUAAGAAUAGACUCCCAAGUAGCAUAUCCAAGUGUUUGUAACAAAUAGAGAUGCUGAACAUAAGCUUAAGUGAACAUAUUUAGAAUAUACAAAUAGAGCAAGCAGUUGGGUGAUAAUAGUAAACAUACCAAGCACUUAAUCAUCUUGUUCUUCCUUUAGAAAUCUGAGUGGUUCAUAGUGGGUCUUCUCAUCGAUAAGAAGGUGGCAUGCAACUAAAGCACACAGAAUAAUUUCAGGGAAAUACUUGCUUAAGAGCGAAUUUUCCAGUAUUUUUGUGCAACCUCUGACCUGCAGGUGUCUUGAAAAGUCCGGCUUGUAAAUGAGCUGUAUUUGCCUGCUUGAGUAUGAAUUGCAUCAAGUUAUUUGUUUGAACACACAUAAGGCACAAACAGUAAAGCCUCUUAGGAUAUAGUUGCAAAACAUUUUACUAAUUUGAAACAAACCAUAUAUAAGCUGUAUGGAACUUUUUUUAGUUGUGCCAUAUGAUUUCUUCUAUGUACUCACAGCUCUAUAUAUAUAUAUAUGACAAAACUCUUAACAUUCUGUGAAAGUCACAAUGUACAGAUCUGAUAAUCAGAAUUAAUUACUUUUUCUUCCGUGUCUUAUUACAGGGCAUUACAUACAAAAGAGCACAAGAAGAAGGCAUAAGUCAUGCACAACUUCCACUAGGGAUCUUUGUGAAAAUGAACAGUCGGAAAGUUCUGGCAGUCAAUCAUGGUAAGGAUGAAAGUAAACAAAAAAUGAAACAUUGAAGAAUAAGUGUGUGUAUAGUCAAAUGCACGACACUUUCCUUUGUUCUCCUUUUAAAAGCUGAUGGUUUAAAUAUGGACCUUUCUGAUUUUUGCCUAUACUUUCUUUGUGGCAUUCAUCUGAGAUCAUUGUCAUCUGUUAUCUCAUUAUGUCAGAUGUCUUUUUAACUUAGCACCCACAUGUUGUGAUUCAGUAGAUAAUAUUAGUGAUAGUAGUAGUAGUAGUAAUAAUAAUAAUAUUUUUGUAGCAGUGAGUGAGAGAAAACACAGUCGUUUGGUCUAGUGCCACAGGUAAUGCAGUAAUUCACCUGUGUGUAGUGGCUCUAGACCUCUUGAAGGAUUAUGAAGCUGCAUAUAGUAAAUGUGGCAGCAGGCAGUGCGGAUGAGCAUACUAGCUCUUACUCUUUGUUGUCAUCACCCUUCACAUGUGGACAGUGCAGUGGGGAGCCUUCAGUACUUUUGGAGGUUCCCCACGUUUUAAGGCUCUGAUUUUUCAGAGUUCUAAAACUGUUUCGCGCUGCCCCAUUCAUGUUUAUUACAGUUUGAAAAUACAUAAAGUGAGCUGUAUGCUUCUUUUUCUUUUUAAUUUCCACUAAUUCUUAUUUGUUUCCAAAUUUACUAGUAGGCAUGUUUUUCAUAAAUGUCAGAGACCAGUACCAUUACUUGCCACAUGUGCUGACUAUUUGAUAGCAAGCCAACUUUUCAGAACAAGAAACUAGCUUUUAUUUUUCAACUUCACAUCCACUGGAUUUCAGCAGUAAUGAUAACACCUGAAAGUCUAAGAAACUAAGCAAACAAUGCACACCACUCCCCUCCCCCAGUUAUUAUGUCUCAAUUGAUGGAUGUUAAUUGCCACGCCCAUAAAUAGACGAUUAGACAAUUAAACAAGAAAUACUAGGGGAAACUUGGUAAUUGCUUCCUACACAGCAAACACAUGCUGACUACUUGCAUAGCUGAAAAUGCUAUAUAAUAUUGGCAGGUGUGAAAGCUUUGCUUGUUGAAUCUUUCUGUGUAUGAUUAAUUACCUUUAUUUUUGCUGCAGAGGUUAUAAUUAAAUUUAGUUUCAUAACUUCAAUAAAUUUCUGAUUCUGUCAGACACUUCAGUUAUUUUUAAAGGAACAUGUGAUCUUUUUGCUGCAGUGUUUGAAAUCAUCCUUGCAUUCUUGGAAAAGAGAGACUGGGAGGAAGCAUUUUUCACUGUGUUGCCACAACGGAAAGGAGCCAAACCACUAAAUGAGACAACCGAAGCCACCAUGUGCAAGCUGCAGAAGUCAGAAAUGGUACAAGGUGAAAUCUCAGAUAGCGAAUAAGCAUCUCUGGAUGUUAAUUUAAUUUAAAUAUUUAAUAUCCAAAGAUGGGAAUGGUUUGCUGUCCUUGCAAUGUACAGUUGUUUAUGCAGUGCUGCAUAGCUUAUCUGUUAGUAUGAAGCACUAAUUUUAUUUGCCAGAUCUGGACUUGUACUAGUUAGAAAAUACUUGAUUUUUGGUAGCUUUUUAGCCUGCUAAAGGGCGUUUAAAGAAAACUUUGUUUCCCAAGGAAGCUGAUAUAUAUAUUUCUUUUUAUUAUUUUUAUUUAAUAUUUGCCAGAAGAGGGAGCUUUAAGUUUGAGUAGCACCUCUGCUUUUUAUUGACCAUGCCAAGAUUGUUUUCACAAGUACUACUGCCAAAUCACUUGUUCCGUAUUAAUACCUGUGUAUCUGAUUUCCCCAUCCUUGAACACAGAGUUUUGUAUUAAAUACAUAACUUUGCUAGUUUCAACCAGUUUUCCAUUCAAAUUUAAUUCCUGUCUUCUGAGGCAUUCAUUUAGCCAUCACUCUCAAUUUUCUGUUAUGAUAUUUAGGCUAUAAGACUUUCAUUAAUGCAUUUUAUGUUACUAAUUUUGUCCCAUUAAAAAAAGAAGCAGAUCAUGAUUUGUACAGUCCUGUUUGUGUCUGUAGUCUUCAUGUUAUAAAUAGCAUAUGCACAUAUGCACUGAAAUACUUUUCCUCUUUGUAUUUCUGUAAGGAGAAGCUGAUGUAACAGAGCUGCUAAGGGCGAACUUCCAGGGCCAGCUGAAUCAUUUCAGUUAUCUAGCAAUGCAUUUUAAGAAUGAAGUGGCAGGUUAAAUUAGACUUAGAGUAAAUGAGUGGCUUCCAGUAGCCUUCCCCAACGUGGUGCCCUCCAGAUGAUUGAAUACAACUCCCAUCAGCCCCAGCCAGCAUGGCCAAUUCACCUUUCAAGUUUGAUGACUGAGUAGGGAUUUGAGCCCAAAUCUAACACUGUUUUCAAUACCACACUUGUUCUUCUCAUAAAAAGCAAUGCACUAAAUGUUUGUGGGGGUGCUGCACAUCUCAUGUAAUUUGCGUAUCUUUCCAGUAAGAGAAUACCACCAGCUAACCCACAUAACUUUCCCUGCCUUGCUAAUGGCAUCUGCAUCAUGUUCACAACAGACUGCUCUGGUUGUUUGGCACUGGUAACCACUAAAUCUUGGUCUGAUCUGUUUUAAAAACUAAUAUUAAAGUUCCCAUGGAAGUCUACUUUAUUUGCUGUCUCUAUUGCAUUAACUACCUUUUAAGAAAACAGUUGACUAUGUGCAGUUCCCAUAACAUACUGAUUGUUUAUUGUACAUUGUAGAGGUUUUUCAUUUUAAUGACCUGGAACAAAAUCUCCAAUGGCAUGUUUAAUAACUCCCUAGAGCAAGUUAUAUAAAUAUGUGCCCAGGAAUAUUGGGUUGCAGUCUGCACACUUUUAUGAAGUGUUUGACAUGGAUGUAUGGCUAUUUAAAUUAUUAUGACUUUAGAUUUGUGUAUCUGAGUCUUUUCCGUAGCCCCAGACAGACAGGAUCCUGAAGACUGCAGACUCAGCUGUUAGUGUCUGGGGGAAAGAGUUUGAAGAUGGGCCAUAUCACUAUUAUUGUACAAUGAAAUGUGACCACCUCACCAGAAUAGUCUUGGCUAUCAUUUCUGUGCUCUGACUUGUUUUGGUUCUUCUUUUGGUGGGAAACUCAAGUCAGCAAAAGAGCAGGUGCACAUGGGUAUUGGGUGGAAGGGGAGUUGGAGGGUAUAGGCAUUAUUUUUCCUCCUGCAACUUUAUGCUAGGGUAAAUAAACAGAUGGCUGUGCAUCAGUAUCCAAAGGGCAAUAUAUGGUGUUCCAUAUGUGCCCUGUGGCUUUUCCAGCCCUCAUCUCACUGUAGCCCCUCGAUUUUCCCCAAGCUGCUUCUGAAGGCGGGGAACCAUUCACAGAAGUGACACAAGGAGCUGUAUCCCGAAAGAGAAAGUGGAUUGCCCUCCCCAUCCAUGCACCUGCAGAAACCUAUCAUUUGUGCAUAGUGCUCUGAAUUACAAUAUAGAUUUCAUGGCAAGUACACUGGAAGAUAUUAUUUAUAUACCACUUAACACUAACAACAAUAUUAAAACUUUCUUGGGUUGAGAAAUUAAGGGAAAGUGUGUAAGCAGGUGUUUCUUUUAUGUAAGUAACAAGACCUUAAAAACUGGCUUAGUGGCUAAUAGGUCCCUCAGCACUGGUGUGACAUGUAUUAGGUGGCACAACUCGAAACCUAGGUUGUAGGUAUUAAAAAGUGCCUUUUAGCACUCAGCAACUGAAUUGCCAGAAUGUUGACAAUGGAGUCCAUCAGCACUGUUCUGAGUUAUGGCGGCCAUCACUGCCUUUUGAGGCGGUGAGUUCCAUAGUUUGGCUACAUGCUGCAUGCUCAUUUGAAAUCUGUUAGAAAGAGAGAGCGUAUUGCAUUUCCUUUCAUUCUGGCUUUUGGGUUAAUAUCACUGAUCCGAGUAAAUAGCUGGAUUCUCUCGGAACAGCCAAAUAGAAGGGGCUCCCUUAAUGAAUUGUCUUGACCCCAGUCCUAACAAACUACAUGGAUAUGAACUCCACUAAAAUCCAGCAGAUUGGAGUGCUAUUGAAUGACUAUACUAUAGCCACUUAAAGCGUUACUGACCUGAAUGAAGCCCAGGGGAGCUGUACUAAGUUGUAAACUGUUGACUUAUUUUUUCGAAUGUUGACCUGCAGUGCAUUAAUUUUAAAGAAUAUUCAAAAUUCUGAAGAUUAUGCAGAAAUAGAUCACUUCUAUCAUUUGUAUUCAGAAAGAAUGAAAAUGUCCACGAUAUAUUUUCAUAUCAAUUACCAAGACACAAUGACAUGCACUCUUAAAAACAAAAUGUUUAUUUAGCAUUUUGUUUACCAGUGUUCUAACAUUCAGUUUUUUGUGUAUGUGUGUUUAAACUUUACAAAUACCUGUUUAGCAGGUAAAACUCUUAAGGUCUAAAUAGUGUGGCUAUAAACUUUUUCUAACAACAAAAAUGACACUUUAGAGCUUUGGAAAAAAUUGUGUGAGAUUCACUGUACAUGUUAUCUUCCAAGAAAAGCAUUGUGCUGGUUUUCAGAUGCUCUGAAAUCGGGCCUCACCUCUUGAAGCAGCGUUGUGUCGCUUAGAGUAAGCCUUGUUGUACAGCAACUGGGUGCUGUUUUGGGAUAAUGCAGGACUGUGGGGGUGACUUUGAAGAACUGUGAGUUUGCUGGGGGAACGCUCUAGAGUCUCAGAAGUUGGGAUUCGGAUUUUCUCUCUUGUGUGUGUACUUCUCUCCCUGUCUGAAAGAGAUUGUGAAAAUCAAAGCUACAUUAAUGCACUGAUAAUAAUAAUAUAAUAAUAAUUUAUUAUUUAUACCCCACCCAUCUGGCUGGGUUUCUCCAGCCACUCUGGGCAGCUUCCAACAAAAUAUUAAAAUACAAUAGUCUGUUAAACAUUAAAAGCUUCCCUAAACAGGGCUGCCUUCAGAUGUCUUCUAAAAGUCUGGUAGUUGUUGUUCUCUUCGACAUCUGAUGGGAGGGCGUUCCACAGGACAGGUGCCACUACUGAGAAGGCCCUCUGCCUGCUUCCCUGUAACAUCUCGCAGUGAGGGAACCGCCAGAAGGCCCUUGGCACUGGACCUCAGUGUCCGGGCAGAACGAUCGGGGUGGAGACGCUCCUUCAGGUAUACUGGGCCGAGGCCGUUUGAACUGCAGGUUUUUUUGUCUAUGCAUCUAAUGACAGAGCUGUCCUCAUUUAUGCCACUAUGACAGCAGUUAUGUGUGAUGCUGUCAAGAGGCAAGAUGAUGUGGCUUCCUCUCAACUAAUUUUAAUCCAUAUGAGAUCAGUCUCUUGCAAGCAUGGUCUUAUUUUUCUGGAUAAAAAUGUACAACACAUAACUAGCCUCUCACCUUUACUGGAUACUGUUCCUCUGCUUGUAAGCCUAAAAAAGAAAGAAGAUGUCUUAGGUUUUUUUAUACAGUUUAUAUACUGUUUAAUUACAAUGGCUUUUAAGUGGUGCACAGUGAACACAGUAAAGACAAAAAGGUAAAUAUUGGUUAAAAACUAUAAAAUCAGAAGUGACUUUAAAUGCCUGCUGAAAUUUUAAGAAGAAUUCAGCAAGGAGGUGGCCUGUCUAAUAUCAGCUGAAAGAAAAUUCCAUGAAAUUGGAACAAUAUUAGGCAUUCUGCAUAGUAUGAGGUACAGUACAAUUUUUUUUUAGGAUGGUGGAGGCAGGAGAAAAAUCAAUGUGCAGAUAAUCCGGAUUUGAACAGAAAUACAACAGAAUGAUCCUGCUCUUACACUUCUUUCUUUUUAAUGAAAGUAUUAAGACAGGAAUUUGUGGUUUCCGCUUUCAACAUUCUUUAUUGCCGUGGCUGUUGCUUAGUUCAGGACCCAGGAGCAAAGAUAAACUAGCAUUUAUUAUAGUUAACAAAAUUUGAAUGCCACUUGAUCAUAGUAAAACCUCUAAGCAGUUUACAAGAAAUAGUAAAAUUAUCAAUAAACACAGUUAAAACAAUUAAACAUUUUAAAGAUUUAGUAACAUUAACAGUAAAAAAUGAAUUUUUAAAAUUCCAUCAUAUAUUUGUCCGGAUUGACUUGCAAAAAAAAAAAAAAAAGUUUUAAGCAGGGGCUUAAAAGAUAAUACAGUGAAAACGCCUGCCUGAUCUCGAUCGCAAGAGAGUACAGGUGCUGCCAGUUGUAGCCUGAGACAGUAUCUCUCAUUCAAAAUUUUACUACUGAAUGAAAUGCAAUAGAAAGCAGAUUUCCUGGAUAAAUGCACAAUUCUGCAUGGUUCCCCACCAAGAUUUAUUAUCCUCAGCUGGCUUUUAAGAUAUGACCUGAAGUUUUUGGAUUAUUUCCUGUUAGAACCGACACAGGCUAGUUUCGUCAUAAGUUAUGCUUUGGCCAGUAGCUUACAUUAAUGGUUUGGUGGUUUGGAAAUGACAUGGAUUUUUCCUUUUCUUUCUCAACCUACUUUACUUGUAUAAAUUACAAGAUCUCAACAUCACCAUCCAUGGUGAGCAAAAAGUGCUAGUUGUGAAUAAUCCCAGCCCAUGCUGCAAACAAGGCAAAUGACCAACCUGGCGGCUUUCCACGUAGCACCAUACCUAGGGCAAUACAUUAUCAAUUUUACCUGUGCCGGCUCUCUUCACUUGCUGGUUUAUUCUGAAGUGCUCUUUCAGCUUUCAGCAUAUCUCGUAAACUCAGAGCCUCUACGUCAGCUUCUUUCAGUGCCCUUUUCUGAUAAUUCAGCAGAUCUCGGCUGGUCACGUCGGAACGGAUGAAAUUGGACACAAACUCCUUCUCUGAAACAACAUUACCAGGUAGUAAUAUUAAUAUAAUGGAUAUGUCAGGGACUUCUCUGUGCAUAGAAAGGCUACUCCCCAUUUUCUUCCGAUGGCAGAGAAAGGUCAACACAAGCCUAUUUCAUAGGAAGAACACUCCCAGAAAUAGGAGAGGAUCAUAUGGGCAUAUCUGUGUGUGCACCACAGACUAAACAUGCUUUGUGAAUAAAGUAUUGAAAAUAUCCAAGAUCUUAAUCUUAAGGGUAUAACUGUGAUACUACUUCUUUCAUCUAAUGAAAAUAAAAUGCAUUCCAGGUUUUUCUCCAUUCAGGUUCCCCCUCCAUAAUAUUUCUUAAACAAAUCUUAAGUUCUUUAAAUAUAACACAUACGACGCCUGUGAGAAACAUACAAGCAGGAUUCAAGCACAAGAGCACUUUCCCCUCCUUUGGUUUCCAGCAGAUUUCUUGUUAAAUCAUCACAACAGUGGGAGAUGUGUGAAAAUUAAAUAUUAUCUAAUUUGGGGUGGUCCUCCUAUCAGCUGUCACCUGGCAGCAGCCAUUGCAUCAGACUGAAACAGGAGGGAAGAGGAGUGGUGCAAGACUGUUCCAAGAGACCAGCUGCUCUGCAAACCUUUUCUGGCUGAAGAGGGGGGUAAAAUGCUAUACAUAAAUAAAGCAUGGGUGCAGGCCAGGGGGUGGGGUCAGAUUCUGUCCAAGGCCAGAACCUGAGAAUUGUAUAGCCCGUCCAAUCACUUUAGGUGGCAGGAUCUGGGGGCUCAUUCCCUGUGACCAGAGCGCUUUGGUAAUUUCUCCUCACAUAAAAGUUUGCUACCACCCUCUAAUCUAGUGGGACCCCCUUAGCGUCACUCGGGGAGUGGAGGAUGCAAGUGUUGAAGUAAGAAUCAACUGCUUCUGUACAUAAAAGUGAGGAGAGCAUGAAUGUACAGUGGUGCCCCGCUAGACGAAUGCCUCGCAAGACGAAAAACUCGCUAGACGAAAGAGUUUUCCGUUUUUUGAGUCGUUCCGCAAGACGAAUUUCCCUAUGGGCUUGCUUCGCAAGACAAAACGUCUUGCGAGUUCUUGCGAGUUUGUUUCCUUUUUCUUAAAGCCGCUAAGCCGUUAAUAGCCGUGCUUCGCAAGACGAAGAAACCGUCUUGCGAAGAAACCGCAAGACGAAGAGACUCGCGGAACGGAUUAAUUUCGUCUUGCGAGGCACCACUGUAGAUGAAUGUAGGUUGCCUCGGGCAGCAAAAUGUCUUGGGACAGCUCUGGGCUAUAUAGAGGUAUAUUGGGUUGGGCAGGUGUCAGUUCAUUUCCUUCCAUCCUGAAACAUCCCUAGAUAUUGUGGGAGCUUUAGAACCUCCUGCCAUGCCACAGCUGGCUUAGCUGUGACAGCUGGGUAGAGAGAUACCUCCUCUGUUAUAUAUUCAGUAUCCCUCAAGUAUGCAAAAACUGCUACCGUGUUUGGGGUUGACACUUCUAAACUGGUAGGCAUUCAUCCAAUAGUUUGGUAUCAAAGGGAACGAUAAUCUGAUUUUAUAUACAUCGAGAUAGAUAUACAAAGAGGGGUGUGUCCUGCCUGCCGCAUGCAGCCCAAAGUCAGUUGACACUUCAGCCAUGUGCAACUAUCACAUUUUCUCUCCUUACCUUUUAGAGUUGCCUUUGAUAACCAGGUUUGGAUCUCUGCAAGCGAGUCUGUCUGUAAAAUAUCACGAAGCCUUUCCAAGAUCUAGGAGGAGGACAGAUCAGACCGAUGAAGCACUGCAGUCAGGGCUGCCGCAAUACAUUUUCCUGUCUAAAAUGGGAAGAGUGCUGUUGCCCUUAGGUCCUGGCUUGCAGGCUCUCCAUCUUGUGGGCCAGUGGGAGAAAAAGAUGCUGUGCUAGAUGGGCCAUUAGCAUGAUGUAGCAGUGUCUUCUUCUGUUCUUAUGACACCCCCACCCCAAUUACACAUAUGGAAGCCAAAUGGGGUGGCACUUAAACAUCAGCCAGGGGACAGUGUCCUUCACCACACCUGAGGGAACAGGAUAGCUCAGAGGGCAC